Molecule: messenger RNA, 5538 nt
Organism: Erinaceus europaeus (western European hedgehog)
Lineage: Eukaryota; Metazoa; Chordata; Mammalia; Eulipotyphla; Erinaceidae
Gene: EIF4G1
Product: eukaryotic translation initiation factor 4 gamma 1
Exons: 32
Coding region: 299-5101 (1600 amino acids)
Cellular component (GO): eukaryotic translation initiation factor 4F complex
Molecular function (GO): translation initiation factor activity; mRNA binding; protein binding
Source: RefSeq, a predicted model, not a curated record
UUGCCGGCCUUCCCCGGGCGGCGGCGCCCCUCCGAGCCCCGGCCAGGCCUCGAGCCGGUGUCCCCGGGUGGGGGUGGGGACAGCCCGGCCGAGGCUGCUCGCCCCGUGCGUGAUCGGGAGCCGGGUGCCAGCGAGACCUGGAAUUUCCGGUCUGGUUGGUCUCGGGCCCCGCGGAGCCAGGUUGAUCCCCUCGCCUCCCAACCCCAGGCCCUCGGAUGCCCAGAAGCUGUAGGCCGCGCCGUGGACUGAUUCCUAAGCGAGGGGGUGCUGGGGGGACCCUGAUGUGGCACCAAAUGAAAUGAACAAAGCUCCACAGCCCACAGGCCCCCCACCCGCCCCGUCCCCUGGACUCCCGCAGCCAGCGUUUCCCCCGGGGCAGACAGCACCGGUGGUGUUCAGUACGCCACAAGCGACACAAAUGAACACGCCUUCUCAGCCCCGCCAGCACUUCUAUACUAGCCGGGCCCAGCCCCCGAGUAGUGCAGCCUCCCGAGUGCCGAGCGCAGCCCCCGCCCGCCCUGGCCCAGCUGCCCAUGUCUACCCUGCUGGAUCCCAAGUAAUGAUGAUCCCUUCCCAGAUCUCCUACUCAGCCUCCCAAGGGGCCUACUACAUCCCGGGACAGGGGCGCUCCACGUAUGUUGUCCCAACGCAGCAGUAUCCUGUGCAGCCAGGAGCCCCAAGCUUCUACCCAGGGGCAAGCCCGACAGAGUUUGGCACGUACGCUGGCGCCUACUACCCAGCCCAGGGUGUGCAGCAGUUUCCCACUGGCGUGGCCCCCACCCCGGUUUUGAUGAACCAGCCCCCUCCAAUUGCUCCCAAGAGGGAACGGAAGACGAUCCGAAUUCGAGAUCCAAACCAAGGAGGGAAGGACAUCACGGAGGAGAUAAUGUCUGGGGCCCGCACCGCCUCCACACCCACCCCUCCCCAGGCGGGAGGUGGUCUGGAGCCUCAGGCUAAUGGGGAGACAGCCCAGGGUGCUGUCACUAUCCGGCCAGAUGACCGAUCGCAGGGAGCAAUCGUCGGGGGCCGGCCGGGUCUGCCCGGACCUGAGCACAGCCCUUCAGAAUCCCAGCCUUCAUCACCUUCCCCAACCCCAUCUCCACCUCCGAUCUUGGAACCGGGGUCUGAGCCGAAUCUCACAGUCCUUUCUAUUCCUGGGGAUACUAUGACGACGGGAAUGUUACAGAUGUCUGUUGAAGAAUCAGCCCCCAUGCCUCGGGAAAGUGGGGAGCCAUAUUGUCUCUUGCCAGAAGCCGCUCCCCUAGCUGAACCCAUACUGGAAGUUGAAGUGACGCUUAGCAAACCAAUUCCAGAAUCCGAGUUUUCUUCCAGUCCUCUCCAGGUUCCCAACCCCCUGCCACCUCACAAAGUGGAAGUUCCUCCCGAGCCUAAUGGCACUGCCUCAUCUGAGGGUCUGGAAGCAGAGGUGGAGUCGAGUCCAGCGCUUGCACCCGCCUCGGUUUGUCCCUCCGAGUCCUCCUUGCCUGUUGCUCCAACUGCCCAGCCUGAGGAACUGCUCAAUGGAGCCCCGUCACCACCAGCUGUGGACUUAAGCCCCGUCAGUGAGCCAAAGGAGCAGGCCACGGAGGCCACGGUAUCGGCGGUCCCCCUCACUGCCGUCUCCAGCACCCCAGCGGCGACUCCUCCGGCCACUUCCCCUGCUCAGGAGGAGGAAAUGGAAGAAGAGGAAGAGGAGGAAGAAGGAGAUGCAGGAGAAGCUGAGGGUGAGAAGGGAGGAGAGGAACAGCUUCCCCCGGAAAGCGUGCCUGUUCCAGCCCACCUGCCCCAGAAUUUGGAGGUGGCAGCCACCCAAGUCGCAGUAUCUGUGCCAAAGCGGAGACGGAAAAUCAAGGAGCUCAAUAAGAAGGAGGCUGUUGGGGACCUUCUCGAUGCCUUCAAGGAGGUGACCCCUGGAGUACCAGAGGUGGAAAGCCAGCCUUCACCUGUGGGCAGCAACCCAGGCCCCGAGGCUGAGGCCUGUAGUGCGGCUUCUCGACCCGAGGAGGCAGACGAGACCUGGGAUGCGAAGGAAGACAAGAUUCACAAUGCCGAGAACAUCCAGCCCGGGGAGCAGAAGUAUGAGUACAAGUCAGAUCAGUGGAAGCCUCUAAACCUUGAGGAGAAGAAGCGCUAUGACCGCGAGUUCCUGCUCGGCUUUCAGUUCAUCUUUGCCAGUAUGCAGAAGCCAGAGGGAUUGCCCCACAUCAGCGACGUGGUGUUGGAUAAGGCCAACAAGACACCACUGCGGCCGCUGGAUCCCACUCGACUUUCAGGCAUAAAUUGUGGACCAGACUUCACUCCGUCCUAUGCCAACUUUGGCCGACCGGCCCUUAGCAACCGUGGGCCCCCAAGGGGUGGGCCAGGUGGGGAGCUUCCCCGAGGGCCGCAGGCUGGUCUGGGACCCCGGCGCUCUCAGCCUGGUCCCCGGAAGGAACCUCGAAAGAUCAUUGCCACGGUGUUAAUGACAGAAGAUAUAAAGCUGAACAAAGCGGAGAAAGCUUGGAAGCCCAGCAGCAAACGGACGGCAGCUGAUAAGGACCGAGGGGAAGAAGAUGCUGACGGCAGCAAAACCCAGGACCUCUUCCGCAGGGUGCGCUCCAUCCUGAAUAAGCUGACACCCCAGAUGUUCCAGCAGUUGAUGAAGCAGGUGACACAGCUGGCCAUUGACACUGAGGAACGCCUCAAAGGGGUGAUCGACCUCAUCUUCGAGAAGGCCAUCUCAGAGCCCAACUUCUCUGUGGCCUACGCCAACAUGUGCCGCUGCCUCAUGGCGCUAAAAGUGCCCACUACAGAAAAGCCAACGGUGACUGUGAACUUCCGGAAACUAUUGUUGAAUCGAUGUCAGAAGGAGUUUGAAAAAGACAAAGAUGAUGAUGAGGUUUUUGAGAAGAAGCAGAAGGAGAUGGACGAAGCUGCUACGGCAGAGGAGCGGGGGCGCUUGAAGGAGGAGCUGGAGGAGGCCCGAGACAUAGCCCGCCGGCGCUCUCUAGGGAACAUCAAGUUUAUCGGGGAGCUGUUUAAGCUGAAAAUGUUGACAGAGGCCAUCAUGCAUGACUGUGUGGUUAAACUGCUCAAGAACCAUGAUGAAGAGUCGCUCGAAUGCCUUUGCCGUCUGCUUACUACCAUCGGCAAAGAUCUAGACUUUGAAAAAGCCAAGCCCCGAAUGGAUCAGUAUUUCCAGCAGAUGGAGAAGAUCAUUAAGGAAAAGAAGACCUCCUCCCGAAUCCGUUUUAUGCUGCAGGAUGUUCUGGAUCUGCGACGAAGCAAUUGGGUGCCCCGACGAGGAGACCAGGGUCCCAAGACCAUCGACCAGAUCCACAAGGAGGCCGAGAUGGAGGAGCAUCGUGAGCACAUUAAAGUGCAGCAGCUCAUGGCCAAGGGUGGCGACAAGCGCCGCGGGGGUCCUCCAGGCCCGCCUAUUAGCCGUGGCCUUCCACUUGUGGAUGAUGGAGGCUGGAACACAGUCCCCAUCAGCAAGGGCAGCCGCCCUAUUGACACCUCCCGACUCACCAAGAUCACCAAGCCUGGCUCCAUUGAUUCCAACAACCAGCUCUUCGCACCUGGAGGGCGAAUGAGCUGGGGCAAGGGCAGCAGCGGAGGCUCUGCAGCCAAGCCCUCUGAUGCAGUCUCAGAAGCUGCUCGUUCUACCACUAGCACCUUGAAUCGCUUCUCAGCCCUUCAACAAGCGGUGCCUACAGAAAGCACGGACAACAGACGUGUGGUACAGAGGAGUAGCUUGAGCCGGGAACGAGGUGAGAAAGCUGGGGACCGAGGAGAUCGCCUAGAGCGGAGUGAACGUGGAGGUGACCGAGGGGACAGACUUGACCGGGCGCGGACACCUGCCACCAAGCGGAGCUUUAGCAAGGAUGUGGAGGAGCGGAGUCGAGAGCGGUCCUCCCAGCCCGAGGGCUUGCGCAAGGCGGCCAGCCUCACUGAGGAUCGCGACCAAGGCCGUGAUGCUGUGAAGCGAGAAGCUGCCCUUCCUCCUGUGAGCGCCCCGAAGGCUGCACUUUCUGAGGAGGAGUUGGAGAAGAAGUCGAAGGCCAUCAUUGAGGAGUACCUCCACCUCAAUGACAUGAAGGAGGCGGUGCAGUGUGUGCAGGAGCUGGCAUCGCCCUCCCUGCUCUUCAUCUUUGUGCGACUUGGCAUCGAGUCCACCCUGGAGCGCAGCGCCAUUGCUCGAGAGCACAUGGGACGGCUGCUGCAUCAGCUGCUCUGUGCUGGGCACCUGUCCACGGCUCAGUACUAUCAAGGGCUCUAUGAAAUCCUAGAACUGGCUGAAGACAUGGAAAUUGACAUUCCCCAUGUGUGGCUUUACCUUGCAGAACUGAUAACGCCCAUUCUGCAGGAAGGGGGGUUGCCGAUGGGGGAACUGUUCAGAGAGAUCACAAAACCUCUGAGGCCCCUGGGCAAAGCUUCUUCCCUCUUGCUGGAGGUCCUGGGGCUCCUCUGCAAAAGCAUGGGUCCCAAAAAGGUGGGGACACUGUGGCGAGAGGCAGGACUCAACUGGAAGGAAUUUAUAUCUGAAGGCCAGGAUGUCGGCACCUUCGUCGCAGAACAGAAGGUGGAGUACACUCUGGGCGAGGAGUCAGAAGCCCCUGGUCAGAGGCCGCUCCCCUCCGAGGAGCUGAGCAGGCAGCUGGAGAAGCUGCUGAAGGAAGGCAGCACUAACCAGCGGAUAUCGGACUGGAUCGAGGCCAACCUGAACGAGCAGCAGGUAGCGUCCAACUCCUUAGUCCGAGCGCUUAUGAAGACUGUCUGCUAUUCUGCAAUUAUCUUUGAGUCUCCCCUCCGACUGGAUGUGGAGGUUCUGAAAGCACGAGCAAAACUGCUCCAGAAAUACCUGUGUGACGAGCAGAAGGAGCUGCAGGCCCUCUAUGCCCUCCAGGCCCUUGUAGUGACCUUAGAACAGCCUGCCAACCUGCUUCGAACGUUCUUUGAUGCCCUGUAUGACGAGGACGUGGUCAAGGAGGAUGCCUUCUACAGCUGGGAGAAUAGCAAGGACCCAGCUGAGCAGCGGGGCAAGGGAGUAGCCCUGAAAUCUGUCACAACUUUCUUCAAGUGGCUUCGCGAGGCAGAGGAGGAGUCCGACCACAACUGAGGGCGGGUGGGGCCGGGACUCAGCCCCGCGGACAUUGAUGGCCCAGCCAGCCGCCUGGACUGUGGGGGGAGGGGCGGCAGCAGUGGCGGCAGUGGGUGCCUGUAGUGGAAAUAUGUUUGAGCUAAUAAAGUGGCUGAAGAGGCAGGAUGGCUUGGGGCUGCCUGGGGCCCCCCUCCAGGAUGCUGCCAGGUGUCCCUUUCCUCCCCCUGGGGCACAGAGAUAUAUUAUAUAUAAAGUCUUGAAAUUUGGUGUGUCUUGGGGGGGGGCACCACCGCCUGCCCCUGGGGUCUUUUUUUAUUUUCUGAAAAUCACUCAUGGGACUGCCGUCCUCGCUGCUGGGGGCAUAUGCCCCAGCCCCUGCACCACCCCUGCUGCUGCCUGGGCAGGGGGAAGGGGGGGCACGGUGCCUGUAAUUAUUAAACAUGAAUUCAAUUAAA